Molecule: messenger RNA, 529 nt
Organism: Didymella exigua CBS 183.55
Lineage: Eukaryota; Fungi; Ascomycota; Dothideomycetes; Pleosporales; Didymellaceae
Exons: 1
Coding region: 91-441 (116 amino acids)
Source: RefSeq, a predicted model, not a curated record
GUGAAGUGGCGCUACAGUAUAAAGUCUGGGGUUGACAGUGUUGGUUGGUGCUGCAUUCUUGCGUCUCAAACUGCAGUCUGCAAGCGGUUAAUGCGGACAGGGUUGCGCCUGCAGAGCGGUCACAGCCAGAAGACAGCACAGCACGCCCUGCCUUCUACAUUGCUAUUCCUCCUCCUCUCCGCUACCCCUCACGAUCUCGUAGGCAAGUGCGAUUGCUCCAUUCAUAUCCUCGUCCCAUCGCUGCACCGUGUUGCUGUACCGCCGCAUGAAGCGCCGUCCCGCGUCAUAGCACUAGCGAGCGUCCGUCAGCCCUACAGUCCCCUCAUCGCCUGUGCUAGAGCGCGUUUCUUGGCCGACACCCCUCCCUUCACUUCCUGCUCGACUGUUUAUGUUGGUCCGUCACAGGAAGGCGCCUUUUACGCUUGCCUAGCCCUGGAGUGAACCUGGAACCGCUUGUCGCCCAUCACAAUCCUCACAGCCUUAGAACAAACCCUCUGCCUACCACCGCCCGUGUGCUUCUCCGAACAAC